Molecule: messenger RNA, 1197 nt
Organism: Lachancea meyersii CBS 8951
Lineage: Eukaryota; Fungi; Ascomycota; Saccharomycetes; Saccharomycetales; Saccharomycetaceae
Source: the annotation of a GenBank genome assembly
AUGAGAGUGGUACCAGGCGUCAUUUCAAGCGUGCUUUUGGCAUAUACGGGACUUUGUGCGCAGCUUGAACGCAACGGUUCCACAAGCUCUUCAAGAAUCACAAGUUUCCGGGAUAUUGAAAUUCUUAACGACACUCUCGCCACAUCCCAGACAGAGACAGGCAUUGAUGCAAUCACGGUUUGGCCGGCCAAAUCAAAACCGUACGAUGACGUCCAAAUCUCGCAGGAACUUUACGAGCGGCUCGUCUAUUUCAGUAAAAUAUGCGCAUUGACUUAUUGCAUUACUGGAGAGGAGCUGGUCGUUGGCUCGACGUUUGCCGAAGGCGGGUGCCCUGCUAAAUUGGAUUUCUGUUCCGAUGAAACCAUCAACCCUACUGCAGGGCGAACAGUGGUAGAGUUGGUGCUGUUGGCUGAGAGUAACGAGCUCGGAACUGGCUUUUUGGCUGUGGAUCACGAAAAAGAAGUGGUGGUUUUAUCAUUCAGAGGCUCAUCCACCAAUCAAGACUGGCUCAGCGAUUUCGCAAUAUACCCUACGCCUUAUGAGCCUGUUUCUAAAGAACAUUAUAGACAAUGGGUCGACGCAGGCAGAAUCUCGGAGUGCGAGGACUGUCUUGUCCACAGAGGCUUCAACGUCUUUCUAAAAACAUUAAGCUCUCAGUUCUUUGAAAGAAUCGAGGCCAUUUUUGACACUUUUCCCGAUUAUAAUCUAGUUGUUACAGGUCAUUCCCUGGGUGCUGCUGUUGCAAGUUUGGCUGGCAUUGAGCUACGUUUAAGAGGUCAUGAUCCACUGGUACUGACAUAUGCCUCGCCAAACAUAUUUAGCGGGAAAUUGAGGGCCUGGGUUGACGAACUCUUUGAGACUGAGCGUAUCCAUCAGCUGUCGCUGGAUGAAGGUGAGGUUAUGUUUCGUAAGGGCUAUUUUAGAGUGGUCCAUGAUGGUGACUACAUUACCAUGGUCCCACCCUUCUACGAGCCGGCAGGACUGGAAUUAUUCAUCACUCACAGAGAACUUCCUCAGAGACUAGAGGAUCUACAGUACCGCGGUUCGUCUACAAACAUUGUGUCACUGGAGAACGGGAAUGUCAGCCUGGCAGGCAGCGGACAAGGCCACAGGUUCUUGGGACCUUUAGAAAGGUGGAUCCAUAUGUACGAGCAUCGUGCUUACUUCUUAUUGAUAAACACCUGCGACGGGUUUUAA